Caenorhabditis elegans is the source of this 1478-nucleotide messenger RNA. RefSeq names its product Dual specificity mitogen-activated protein kinase kinase mek-1 (gene mek-1). The record is from RefSeq and is marked reviewed. The transcript has 5 exons. The coding region runs from base 9 to 1052 and encodes 347 amino acids. Gene Ontology annotation, molecular function: protein kinase activity; MAP kinase kinase activity; protein serine kinase activity. Gene Ontology annotation, biological process: response to stress. NCBI's taxonomy places the organism in Eukaryota, Metazoa, Nematoda, Chromadorea, Rhabditida, Rhabditidae.
GUGAAAAGAUGGAGAGAGACUUCGACCUUGGCAUGGGCAGACCUGGCGGGCUCGGAGGACUUGGUGGUGAACCGAUCAUGCAACAAAUGCCACAGCCAGCGCCUCAUCAUCCAUCCCGUAGUAGUAACGACCACAAUGUGAAGAACCUCAUGAAGCAGGCCGAGGAGAACUCCGGAUAUCUCACAUUGCAAGGUAACCGUCGUAAAGCUGACUUGAAGGAGCUUCAGUUCGUGGAAGAUAUUGGUCAUGGAAGCUGCGGUACGGUCACAAAGUGCAGAUACAAGAGUGUGAUCAUGGCUGUGAAGACGAUGCCUCGGACGUCAAACAGUUAUGAAAUGUCCCGCAUUUUGAUGGAUCUUGACGUCAUCUGUCUCUCUUUCGACUGUCCGUACAUUGUACGUUGCUUCGGAUACUUCAUCACCAACUUCGACGUCCGUGUCUGCAUGGAGUGCAUGGCUACUUGCCUUGACCGUCUGCUUAUCCGCAUCAAGCAGCCAAUUCCAGAGAGAAUUAUUGGAAAGUUGAGUGUGAGCAUCAUUAAAGCUCUGCACUACUUGAAAACCAAGCACCAAAUCAUGCACCGUGAUGUGAAGCCAUCAAACAUUCUCCUCGACUGGAGUGGCGUCAUCAAGCUUUGCGAUUUCGGUAUUGCUGGCAGACUGAUCGAGUCUCGUGCUCAUUCGAAGCAAGCCGGAUGCCCUCUGUACAUGGGUCCUGAGCGCCUCGACCCCAACAACUUUGACUCGUAUGACAUUCGCAGUGACGUGUGGUCUUUUGGUGUUACUUUGGUCGAGCUGGCAACCGGACAGUACCCAUACGCCGGAACCGAAUUCGACAUGAUGUCCAAGAUUCUCAAUGACGAGCCACCGCGCCUGGAUCCGGCCAAAUUCUCUCCGGACUUCUGUCAACUCGUCGAGAGCUGCCUGCAGCGUGAUCCAACGAUGCGUCCCAAUUACGAUAUGCUCCUCCAGCAUCCGUUUGUCGUGCAUCACGAGAAAAUUGAAACCGACGUCGAGGAGUGGUUUGCCGAUGUGAUGGGCGAGUGCGGAUAAUUGUCGAAUUACAAACGUAUUGUUAUUUCCCAAAUCAUUUGUAAAAACUAUCAAUCCCAUUCACUAUCUCUUUCAUAACAUUUCCUGGUCUAGCAUUCAUGGUGCAAAGUUUUUCAAUUUUGCUUUUUUACCUUAUUUACCCUAUUUACCACUUUUACCCUAUUUUCACUUGUUCUCGUUCCCGUUGUCUCUAUCAAAAAUUCCCAACCUCUCUCACCGAAUCCCUGUCUACCAAACUUGAAUGUUCCGGAUGUAUAGUAUCAUUGUAGGCCUAAUUGAUUGUAUAUUUUGAUUAUGAUAUGUCUCAAAGUUAAGCCAUCCACAGCUAGUCUUCUCGUCAGAGAUUACUGUGGACAUUAAAAUUGUGAUUCAAAUUGUUCAACGGAUAUUGUUGUAAUCUUAUAUAUUUAAAUACAGUCUAUGGAC